Molecule: messenger RNA, 480 nt
Organism: Strongylus vulgaris
Lineage: Eukaryota; Metazoa; Nematoda; Chromadorea; Rhabditida; Strongylidae
Source: the annotation of a GenBank genome assembly
AUGGAAGAGAUUCUGCAGCACCCAACGAUACAGCAAUGGAUCAACAAAAGCGAUGUAGUGCCUUUAGUGAUAGCAGGCGAUUUCAAUUCACCUUCUCACAUCGAUUGGAUCAAUGAAACCAAAGAUGACCACGGAGGUUGGACUGUGGAGUGGCCGGCAACAAAAAUUGCGGAAGACAUGGGUUUGAUUGACUCCUUUCGCACUUUGCAUCCCAAUGUUACCGAAAUGCCAGGGCAUACUUGGUCAACUGUAAAUAAAUUCAUGUCUGAUUGGGAAUUCCAAAUACCAGAGCCACAGGAUCGAAUAGAUUUUAUACUUUUUAAAGGCAGCAUCUUUCCUAUGGAGUCAUUUCUUUACUCCGGAGCUGAUACAAUGAAACCAAUGCCGAAUCAUGUGCAAAAUGAUUACCCUUCAGACCACUACGCUCUUAUAACUGAUUUUGAAUUUACUUAUGCAGAGACAUGUGCGCCAUGUUCGUGA